Rubroshorea leprosula is the source of this 2015-nucleotide messenger RNA. NCBI's taxonomy places the organism in Eukaryota, Viridiplantae, Streptophyta, Magnoliopsida, Malvales, Dipterocarpaceae. The record is from the annotation of a GenBank genome assembly.
CCGUUCUCUUCCUUUCUCGUCUGGUUCCGUAAUCAUAGGGAGGAUAUAGAGCGGAAAAUACUGGAUUGACCUUCGCUUUCUUUCAUAUUUCCCUUUUCUCUCCACCACUGAUUCCGGUUACCAUGAACGAGAAGGCCAACGUCUCCAAGGAGCUCAAUGCCAAGCACAGAAAGAUUCUUGAAGGUCUUCUUAAGUUGCCAGAGAAUAAGGAAUGUGCAGACUGCAAAGCCAAAGGUCCAAGAUGGGCCAGUGUGAAUUUGGGUAUAUUUAUAUGCAUGCAAUGUUCUGGGAUACACAGAAGCCUGGGGGUACACAUCUCAAAGGUUCGAUCUGCUACCCUGGACACAUGGCUUCCCGAGCAGGUUGCAUUUAUUCAAUCAAUGGGAAAUGAGAAGGCAAACAGUUAUUGGGAAGCUGAGUUACCACCUAACUAUGAUAGAGUUGGAAUUGAGAAUUUCAUCCGUGCUAAGUAUGAAGAGAAGAGAUGGGUUCCUAAAGAUGGAAUACCCAAAUCACCUCCAAGAGGGCAAGAUGAACGAGCCUCUGUGGUGGAGCAGAGACAUGUGGAGAAAGGUGGACAUGGGUAUGCCAAUGGUCCAGAAAAUUCAUUUGAGGAAAGGAAGAAAGUUCGAGCUUCUAGGAUAAAAGAAAGUCGUAGAGUAGUAAUGAGUGUUCCCGGUCCUCCCAAGGGGCCUGAGGAGGUUAAACCUCAACUGGUUGUUCAGAAAACAGAACCAACAACAGUUGCAUCAGCAGAGGCGACAAAGCAUACCACAGAUGCUGCAUCUGUAGUUGCUCCUCCUAAAGUUGAUUAUGCUACAGACCUUUUCGACAUGCUAUCCAUGGAUGAUGGUCCGAGUGAAAAUAAUUCAGAGGCAGCCACCAGUGAUGACAAUGCCUGGGCAGGUUUCCAGUCUGCUGGAGAAGCAUCCACUAGUGACCCAACUGCUCCAGCAAAACCAGCUAAGAGUAAUUCUCAGUCUGCCACUGGAAUUCAGGAUUUCUUUAGUAUUUCUGCUUCAGAAACAACAAAUCAAGUUCAUGAGAAGCCCCAAAAAGAUGUUAAAAAUGAUAUUAUGAGCCUUUUUGAGAAGUCAAAUAUGGUGUCACCUUUUGCCAUGCACCAACAACAACUUGCUAUGCUGGCACAGCAACAGUCCGUUCUUAUGGCUGCUGCAGCUAAAUCUGUUCCAGGAAGUACUCAACUGCUUGUGUCCAACGGGAUGAACAUACCCACUCAACAGCAACUUGCUAUGCUGGCACAGCAACAGUCCCUUCUUAUGGCUGCUGCAGCUAAAUCUGUUCCUGGAGGUACUCAACUGCUUUCAUCCAAUGGAACUAACAUUCCCACUCAACAACAACUUGCAAUGCUGGCACAGCAACAGUCGCUUCUUCUGGCUGCUGCCGCUAAAUCUGUCCCUGGAACUGCUCAACAGCCUGCAUCCAACGGGUCUAACAUAUCCACUCAAAAUUGGCCAAAUACUAGCUAUCAAAUUCCUGGGAUGAUGAUGCCAAUGAGUGGGCAGGCUGAUGAUAUGCAGAAACUUAUGCAGACAAUGAACAUGGGACUGUCAAAUGCACCUGGAAACUCUGUUCCACACCCAACAUCCAGCUUUUACACAUUGGGACAAGCAACCCCAGUUAACAGUAUUGCUACCCCGGAAACAAAUAAAUCUCAAUCUGCAUCCCCAGUCUCAGCAUCAAAAUCCUCAGAAUCAGGUAGUGAGUAUGAUUUUUCCUCAUUGACACAAGGGUUGUUCACAAAACACUGAGCAUAGGGUGUGGGGUUAAUACAGCCUGGGUUGUCAUACUACAGCAAAAGUAGUUACUUCGAAGGAAAAUGAUUGAUGAAGUUUAUUUCAUCUCUCCUUGCUGGGGAUUGUAAACCAUUUGUAGAUGCAGUUGCAGUUUUUGCUUUUUCCUAUUUGGGUGUUGGCCUCAUUUGUAUUAUGAGUAGAGGUAUUCAAGACAAUAAGGAUGAGUUUAGAUUUAUCGAAUUAAUCAUCCCUUAUCAA